UUACCUUCUGAAAAAAUGAACCUUGACUUGAUAUAAUACAUCUAUUAUAAUUAUUACAGUGUUCCUCCUGAGGGGAUGUAUUAUUUUCCCUUCCAAAAACAUUGUGGUGGUACAUGAAGAAACUAAUGAUCAAAACGGACUCUUCUUUUGUAUUCUUUAUUCCUCAACUUAUACAGGCUGAUACAAAACAAUGGGGUAUAUAUACACCCAAGGAGUCAUUGAGGACUAGUCCACAACUACGAGGUGGUAAGGUAGGUAACUUUACUUUGAGUUCUUUAGGCUACAGAGUUGGUAGACUUAUGAAUUAAACUAACCUUUAGGCUGAACCAAAAAAGGAGACUACAAUCUUUAUUUUGGUUAAACUUUGUCCUGGAAGUGGGGUUAUUGAAUUUUGAGUAUGUAAUUGAUAAUUUUGUUUGAAUCACAUUUAUGAAAUUCAGCAGCACGAAAUGAUAAAAUUAAGUGUCAUGGAAAGCAGGAGUUGGUAAAGGGAAGAAAAUGAUUAAGAGACAGAAAUCUUUCUAAUUUUUAAGAUAGAACAGGGGUAACUAAAUGAGAUUAUGUUUAGAGAAUUCUUCGGAACAACCAGUUCCUAUGCUUCUCGAGAGCACUCCAGGGAACUCUACUGCAGGUUUGGUCUCCCGCCGGAGUGUGGGUUUCCACUGUUUCCACUCCGGCAACGGCUAGAUAGGAAGAAGCGACGCCGGCGACGAGAGAAAAUCAGGAAAAAAAAAGGGAGUUUCAGGCGUGGAGGAAGCAGAUCUGUACGCGAUUGGUUCAGGCAAACUGAAUCGGUUGAUGCCGGUGUCCCGACGACCCUUUGGCGAAGUUCUGGCGACGUAUUCCGGCAACCAUUUUCUACCUCAAAUUGCCGGAAUCCAGCAUAGCAAGCAGGAGCUGAGUACGCUAUCCAUAUAUCCCGGAAUUGGACAUGCAUUUCCUAAUCCAGACAAAAUCAUUCAAUUGACUGGACGACCCCAAGUGGAAUUUCAACAUUUUUCAGGCUAUGUCAGUCUUGAUGACAAGAAACAAAGAGCUCUCUUUUACUACUUUGUGGAAGCGGAAACAGACCACCUUUCUAAGCCUCUUGUUUUGUGGAUCAAUGGAGUUAACACUUACUUUUUUUUCUUGAAAUUAAGGGUUAAUUUCUUGAAAAAGUUUGGUUACUUUUUUGCUGUUUGGUUAAUUUCUUGAAAAAGUUUAUAAAAUUUUAUGCACCUGCACUUGUUUUCUUGUUUUCUGUUGGACCUGGUUGUUCUUCUGCGGGGGUGGUGUAUUCUCUGAGAAUGGUCCAUUCAGAUUUGUCAAGCUCAUGAUUGAGCUUAAUAACAAGAAGAAAUUGUUCAAUUUGAAAGGAGUUUGAAGUAAAUAUGACCUAAUGACAUGAAUUUUUAAGUUAUAUAUGCAAUCCAAACUCGUAGGACUGAAGUUUAAGAAAGAGUUACGUCUGAUCAAACGCGUUUUGUUUGUCAUGAGAUCGAAACAUUAGGUCUUGUUUAAUGCUCCCUUCGUCCCAUUUUCACCAUUUCUUUUUUCUCCGUUCAAAAAAAAAAAUAUCACUUUUCUUUAUUUAGUAAUUAGUUGAAGACACAAUUUCACUUUUGUCCUUAUUAGUUUCACUUAUAACGCCCACUUUAUUAAAAAUUGUUAUAGUAAGUCUUUAAUAAAGGAUAAUUUGAAAAAAAUCAUCAAGUCUUUUCUUAUUUCUUAGGCUCCGUGCCUGGUCAAGCUAUGACAAAUAAAAUGUAUGGAGGGAAUACUUUCUUUUCUUCUUGUCAUGAAGCUGGGUAAUCUGGUUUUGGAAUUUGCUAUUGACUUCAACGUGAGGGCUCUGGCCUCAUGGCCUGUAAUGACCCUCAUGGUCAUAUUUUUCAGUAUUUUAAUAUGUUUUCGAUAUGCCGAGGUUUUUCUAUAACUGCCCCAAGUUAUUUAUGACUUGUUGGGACUGAUAGUUCGAUUUCCAAGCAAUUCUUUUGAUAAUUUUAGUAAUAUCUGAAUAUAUUGUGGAUUAUUUGAUUUAAAUUGUUGUUUGAUAGAAAUAUGAUUUAUUGCCUUCUAAAAUAUUAUUAAUAUCGAUAAAAUUAUUUAACUUAUUGAAUACUUAUAUUACCUUACAAUUGCUUUUGUAGUCUAUUAAUAUUUUUAUGCGGAAAUGAUAAAUUUAGAAAUGUUAAACUAAUAUUAUUAUCUAAUAAAGAUUUUGUUAAAAAUAAUUUUUUAUGAAUUAUGAUAUAUUCAAAAAAUUAUAAUUAUUUUACCACAAAGAAUACUUGAGUACGUACUUAAUGAGGUAAAGAUUUAAGUGGCAUUAGCACCUCUACUACACGUGGAGGUAAUGGUAGUAGAUGACACAUGGAUUAAUAUGAGGGAAGCUGCCACUUAUCAUUGAAUUUGGCCACAUAAGUACUACACGUGGCUUACAUAUCAAAUACAUGUUGCUAAAAAGGAUAAAAUCCUCACUUUCUAUCAAUAUAUAUAUAUAUAUUUUCCUUAUAUAUGUAUGGAAAGGUUGCUGCUUCACUAUAUCUUCUUCUCCACUUUGAACAUAUUGUACCUUAUUUUAUUAAAGAAUUUACUAAAUAUAGUUUGCAUGUUUUAUACGGACAUAUAUUGAAUAGGAAAAUGCAUACGGGUACACGUGAAUCGAUAUACUUAGCAGGAAAAUAGUGAUAUUAUAUUUGAUCCUCAAAAAGUAAAUUAAUUAUCAACAUAAGGUUAUUUAAGUUCGGGUUUUAGUAGAAUAUUAUUUGGAGGCUUCUCAUAGACAUUUUAGAUUUGACGUUCAGUUAGGCUGGGCUUACCCUAUCUUUAGAUUGAACUUAAUUAUUGAAAAUGUGAAUUUUUAUGCUAGCUUUAGAUAAGUACUUGUAGUUGCGUAUUAUUUGAUAUAUAUAGAGAUAGAUAAGUACUUGUGUUAUAUAUAGAGCAUAUCUUAUUUAUUCAGAUUUGGACUCCAAUCUAGUAAAUUUUGGUAUUUUAUUUUUUAAUAUAAUAUAACAUCUAUCACUUUAAGAUGUGGAAUUAAAUUGCAAAACCUUAAAUUUGCCCUUUUUAAAACAUGUGUACGGUAAUUAGAUAUAUUUUAGCUAUUCGGGUUUAGUGUAUACUUUAUUUGUGUCGUUGCUUGUGAAUUUUGAUACCAUGUUGACAUUGUUAUGGUAUGGUAUAGAUCUUAAUAUUAUAGCUGGGUAUGGUUACUAUGAGUUUCGGUUUGAGUCCGACAUCUGAUUAUGGUUGUGGUUCCUUUGAAUUCCGGUUUGAGUUUCCCGGUUCGAGUCCAAAACUCAAAGUAUGAUUGUGGUUUCUUUGAGUUCCGGUUCGAGUCCGGCAUCUGAUUAUGGUUAUGGUUUCUUUGAGUUCCAAUUCGAGUUCGGCAUCUGAUUAUGAUUGUUGAUUGUGGUUCUCUUGGGUUUCGUUUCGAGUCCGGCAUCUGAUUAUGAGUUCUAAGUGUAUAUUACAUAUGUGACCUAUCGUUAUUACCCACUAUGUUCGGUUCGAAUCCGGCACAGGUACUCUUGUUAUUUUCUUGAUAACCACAUGUCCUCUUGUUAUUAUCUAUUACUAUCGUUUCGAAUCCGGUAUCUGGCCUCUCGUUACUACCCAUUGGUGCUGGUUCAAGUUUGGUGCACAUCUGGAUGGCUAUCAUGAUUUCUUGGAUUGGCUCAGUUACAGGUUAUUUACGUUUAUUUUCUUUAAUUUCUACUUAUGUCCCACCGUCUUAUAGGGAUACGGUUGGGUUAAAUCUUCCUUAGUGUGUCUAGCGGGCUUAUAGGGAACCAGUUACGUUAUGUUUCUGUGUCUAGCAGGCUUAUGGGGCCCAGUUAGGUUAUGUUUUAUUUGUCUGUGAUUAAUGCGUUAUUUAUUUUCUGUAUCGCUUACUUUUAUUCCUUUAUCUCAUUGCCGUAGCUUGGCAGUUGAUUACCUUUCUGUCCCUUUUUACUGUUGACUUAGAUUGCAUCCUUGCAUUGUAGUUAUACCUUUUCUGUAUUGAGCUCAGUCGACCGAUGACGCAUAUUGAGUGCCCAGUAUAAAAUUUCGCUUGUUUAUACAGUUGAUAGGUUAUUCAAAGGUAAUAAAAAAGGCGAGGAAUUGUUUGUAUCAAUUAAGAAAUGCGAGGAAGAAGAAGUAGCAAUGUGUUUGUGUUUUACUGUUUGAAGAAUGUGGACUACAGGAUUGGUAGAACAUUUGACAUGUUUAUACGGUUGAUAGGUUAUUCAAAGGUAAUAAGAAAUUUGAGGGAAAAAAAGAAGCAAUGUGUUUGUGUUUUAAUAUCGGGAAUGUGGCAUAGAGGAUUAGCAGAACAUUUCCCAUGUCUAUAUAGUUGAUAGGUUUUUCAAAGAUAAUAAGAAUUGCGAGGAAAAAAAAUAAGCAAUGUGUUUGUGUUUUACUAUUUCAAGAAUUGGAACUAUAGGAUUAGUAGAACAUUUCUCAUGUUUAUACGGUUGAUAGGUUAUUCAAAGGGGAUACUCAAAAGGCAAUAAGAAAUGUGAGGAAUUAUUUUACCUUUCUCAGAAGUAAAAAAAAAAAAAAAAGGAAAUGUGAGGAAGAAAAAGAAGCAAUGUGUUUGUGUUUUACUAUUUCGAGAAUGGAGAAUAUAGGAUUAGUGGAACAUUGUUCAUGUUUAUACUGCUGAUACUUGAUAGGUUAUUCAAAGGGAAAAAUACUCAUUCAUGCUACAUUGGCACUCAUGAAUUCCUAAUCAGGCAGAAAGAACUGAAGGAUCAGAAAUAAAACAACUGAUAAUCUUGACUCCUUUUGUUUACUAAAUGUUGUGUCUGAACUCUGCACUAUGAUAAACUAUGCAUUGAUAUGUUAAUUUAUUAAAAUAUAAGUUUGAGGUAUAGGAAUCCAUGUUUUGGAAAGUUGACUGAUAAUGUUAGUAUGUUCACAUUUUAGAUUUGCUUGUUGUCCAAUGAAAUGUUGGGAAGUGAAUAAUUGUCUUGAAUAACUUAUUCUUUAGUUUAAUAGUUUGCAAUCACCAGAGAUUCAUUUACUUAAACCUUUUGGAAUAUUAGUAUAAUGGUUGUGUAGAGCCACUUUGGUAUGUUUUGAUGAGCUUUAAUAAUAUGGUUCAUCUCUGCGUCAUUGGAUAUCUAAAGAAUGAUGGACAAAAGUCUUAUGUAGCAGCAACCGGUGACUUAACGUUUUCUUUCUGCAAAAAGAUAUACAUUUCACAAGCCAUUGAGAUUUCUGACAAUACAUUUGACUUAUGUUAUUAUAUGUUUAUUUAGUGGUUCGUAUACUCGUGAAUCUUUUUCCCAACUGUUUUCUAUAUAUCUUUUUCUGGAGAAAAUAUUGAUUGCCUGAUUUUUUAGUAAAAUGUGGCUUUGCCACAACAUUUCAUUUUGUCUUUUUAAAAAGAAAAUAUUAGAGAUUGAGUAUGUUAGAGCUAUGGCUCCAAGAAAGCAAGAAGAGCCAUCUUUGCAUGACUACUGGGUCAGUGUAGUUGAUGGCCCUAAUUCCAAGUAAACUGAAAUUUGUUUUUCUAGAAACUCAGUGCCAUCCUUGUGAUUUUUAAUGCCUUGUAUAUCAUUCUCUGUUUAAUCUCCGUACCUUGUACUCCAGGCCUGUUGUGCAUUCACUUCACUCCUACAUAUCUCUUAACACUAGAUUAGUAAGGACAACGUUUUUGAUAUUAUUACUUUAUGCUGCUUUGUUCCAAGUGUUUUGAGGUAAAUUUCAUCCUCGUGCUUCCCCCGCCCGCCCAAAAAAAAAAUAUUAUGUGGUGACAGUUAAGAAUGUAAAAGGUCUUCUUUGCAUACAAUCAACUAUUGCCUUAACUGACAAGAUGUUCUUAUUUGACAAUAUCAUUUGCUGUAUUUAAAGAGCAUAGAUAUAUGAGAUAGUUACCUGCUACCCCAUACCCGCCAACCCCUCUUGUAUGUACCAUCUAAGGUUGAGGAAAUGAGCCCUUUGUUAGGCUGCCAAGCUCAGUUCCUCCCAAUAUCCAAGAGCUAUUAUAAUUCCAUCAUCAUCAGUAUGUGGUGGUCAUCGUGGCCAUUUUUACAAGAUUUCAAGCUCAAUCAGCCCUGAUGAUGAUCGUAGUAUCCAUAUAAUUCCUGAUUGAGCUUAUACUGGAUGGCAAUCGGAGAUUGGCUAAGGCUUGAGGUUUACCAGUGCAAGAGGGUCACAUAUUUCUUACUCCUAAUCUUAAAAAUAUUUGUAGCAUUCUUCCAAAUUGGGAAUACAAGUUCUCACUGCUUUUUCUUUGUCUACUGAAAAUUGAAAUUGUUCCAAGGUGGUCUUUUGUUAAAUUGAACUAGCAAAUAAUAAUGAGUUUUUCUAUUGAAGAUAGUAAAAAUAAGCCUCAUAAAUAAAUAAAUAAAUCGAGAGCCAGCAUAAUAGAACUAAAUCAAAUGGUUUCAUUUAUCUGGCUAUUUGAUCUCUGUACCUUGUACUCCAGGUCUAUUGUGCAUUCACUCCACUCAUACAUAUCUCUUACACAUUAGAUUAAUAAGGACAAUGAUUUUGAUAUUAUUACAUUAUGCUGCUCUUGUUCCAAGUGUUUUGAGGUAAAUUUCAUCCUCCAUGUGCUUCCCCCCCUAAAAUAUUACAUGAUGACAUAUAAGAAUGUAAAAAAGGUCUUCUUUGCAUACAAUCAACUAUUGCCUUAACUGACAAGAUGUGGAUCUGAGAUUUGUUGACUGGAUGUUAUGAUGGUUUUGAAAGAUAACCUACAGUUUGUUUAUUCUUAUGCUUAUUGCAUUUUUGGUUUAGAACUCUUGCCUUUUUCUUUUUUAGGUUAUUGUGUCAACCUAACAUUUGAUAGUGCUAUGGAAGGCUUGACGGAUCUUGUACGCAUCUACCAGAGGGCCACAUACUGAUGCAAUUACUUUUGUUUGUGUUGUCAAACCAAGAGGUAUCAGUGGGAUAUAGCUUCUCCUCAGUUGCUCGUUUCUAGCAUUAUACUUUAUGGUCUGCUGUCAUUUUCUUAGCCUUUCAUUGUGAGAUGUAGUCACUGGUUUAUUGAUAAGAAAUGUUUUUGUUUAGUAAGUAUUUGCUGUAGAAGUUCAUUAAGAUUGCAUCUUUCCAGUCUAUAAGUUAUGCUGUUCAUUUCUUUAUCAAUACAUCAAAAGUUCCUAGUAAUGAGGAACGCUAAGCAGUAAGUUUGUGUUUGAACUAUCACAAAGGAGAACAGUCCUUGUACAAGCCCGAAAGGUAUUUACUUCUAUGUUGAGCUAUUAUUGCAAGCAAAGGACAGAAUGAUUAACUCAUGCACUUUCCUUCUAUGCAGAAUUAUUCUGCUGGGAAUCCUUUUUCGAUGUACUUGAAGAACUUAGCAAAAGAAGUGAUUGCUGAUGAUAUUUUUUUUCAUAUUUGGUAUUAAUGAUCUUUAUUUGGAAGCAUUGAUGAAGCUAAGCCAGCUAAAUCCAGUCUUGCAGUAUAGUUAAUAUGCAGGCAAGAGGUGCAUGUGCAGCUUUCAUCUUUGGAUUUAUGACAUUCAUGUCAAUAGGAGGUCUCCCUUCAUUCGUGGAGGAUAUGAAAGUUUUUCAAAGGGAGAGGAUGAAUGGGCAUUAUGGUGUGGUUGCAUUUUUCAUAAGCAAGUUAUCUGCAAUGCCAUUCCUUAUAUUGAUUGCACUACUUUCCGGCACUGUCUGCCACUUCAUGGUUCGCUUCCAUCCAGCGUUCCUUUCCGGCCUGAUGAUGGUCAUAGCCAGUGUUGUCCCUAAUUUCCUCAUGGGCAUCGUCAUAGGAGCUGGCAUUCUGGGAAUAUCUAUGGUGGUUUCUGGAUUCUUCAGACUCCCCCAUGACAUACCAAAACGUUUCUGGCGUUACCCAGUGUCUUACAUGACUUUCCAUUUUUGGGCUGUACAGGGGCAAUACAAAAAUGACUUGAAGGAGUUGAUAUUUGAUAACCAGAGUCUUGAUCUUCCGAAGAUCACAGGUGAAUACGCACUAAAAGAAACAUUCCAGAUUGACGUGAACAGAUCAAAAUGGGUGGAUCUAAGUGUCAUCUUCUGAAUAAUAAUCAUCUACCACGUGAUCUUCUUCAUCAUGAUCAAGAUCAACGAGGAUGUUACUCCUUGGCUCCGAGGUUAUGUUUCUAGGAGAAAAAUGCAGCAGAACGGUGCAACUAAGAAUAACACAGUGGCUCAAUAGGCUCUUGUUUAAUCUUCUUCAAUAACACAGUGGCUCAAUAGGCUCUUGUUUAAUCUUCUUCAAGGAUGGACCAAAUAUCAGGAUCAAAAGCAAUCAAUCAAAUAGAAAACAAAGCCUAUUAUUUGUUUAUUCUUUUUUUUUUUUCUAAGCCAAUAAAAAAAUUUGUAUUUAUAUAAUGUAUACGAGAUGAACAGUGGUUUUUAUAACCUUUGUUCCUUUAUUCUUUUAUUGGUUCUUUUCACA
Capsicum annuum is the source of this 8343-nucleotide messenger RNA. Its product is annotated as ABC transporter G family member 11. Gene Ontology annotation, cellular component: membrane. The record is from RefSeq and is a predicted model, not a curated record. Gene Ontology annotation, molecular function: ABC-type transporter activity. NCBI's taxonomy places the organism in Eukaryota, Viridiplantae, Streptophyta, Magnoliopsida, Solanales, Solanaceae.